AUGACCAUGUUAAUGAACAUGAUGAAUGAUAUGAUCCAUGGAGGGAAACCAUUAGAGGAUUCCGCUGUGAAUGCUAUAAAUGAGGUUCUAAAUAAUGAUGAGUUCGACAUGAUAGUGUCUGAUGAUCAAGAACCUAUUAGUGAGUAUGAAAUAAUCAGAUCUGAGAACACCGACAGACCAUGGGAUCGCUUCCUCCGUCACUGGACCUCCCAUCUCCACCGUCGGAGAAGCAACAAAUUUCCGAAACUACCCUUCUCGACCUCUUCAAAUUCCAACAGAACCACCUCAAUUACUUCUUCCAAAACCUUGACUUGUCCUAAGCAUUGUCCUUCACCCAAAACUCCUCAAUUCCCGUGGCACCAUUUUCUUCUCCGGAGUCGAAAAAUCGGGAUUUUUCGCCAACAAGAUCUCCCAAACCCUAGUUUCCUCGGCAUACGCUCCUCUUUCCUCUCCCCUCUCGACGCCCUCCACGGUGACAUCGGCGCAAUCUCAUCCGCCGACGUCCUCGUCCUCUUCUCGAAAUCCGGCUCCACCGAAGAACUCCUCUGUCUGUUUCCCUCUGUUAGAGCCAAGGGGGCUUAUCUCAUUUCGGUUACCUCCGUUUCCAACAAUGCAUUGUCCAAUGCUUGCGAUUUGAAUAUGCAUUUUCCGUUGGAGAGGGAGUUGUGUCCGUUCAAUCUGGCGCCGGUGACUUCGACUGCGAUCCAGAUGGUAUUUGGGGACACCGUGGCUAUUGCGCUUAUGGGGGCUAGGAACUUGACUAAGGAGCAAUACGCUGCGAAUCAUCCCGCUGGGAGGAUUGGGAAAAGCCUAUUUUCAAGGUAAAAGAUGUGAUGAAGAAGCGGGAUGAACUUCCAAUUUGCAAGGAAGGAUAUUUCAUAAUGGACCAGCUGGUGGAGCUGACUAGUAAAGGAUGCGGAUGCUUGCUGGUUAUAACGAUGAAUAUCACUUGCUCGGCACAUUUACGGAUGGAGAUUUGCGGCGUACUCUUAAGGCCAGUCGAGAAGCCAUAUUCAAGCUCACU
Molecule: messenger RNA, 1024 nt
Organism: Hibiscus syriacus
Lineage: Eukaryota; Viridiplantae; Streptophyta; Magnoliopsida; Malvales; Malvaceae
Product: probable arabinose 5-phosphate isomerase
Exons: 3
Coding region: 1-825 (274 amino acids)
Biological process (GO): carbohydrate derivative metabolic process
Molecular function (GO): carbohydrate derivative binding
Source: RefSeq, a predicted model, not a curated record